Molecule: messenger RNA, 600 nt
Organism: Microthlaspi erraticum
Lineage: Eukaryota; Viridiplantae; Streptophyta; Magnoliopsida; Brassicales; Brassicaceae
Source: the annotation of a GenBank genome assembly
AUGAUGCAACUCCGUCAAGCCCUAAACUCGAAGGGAUUCUCAGUUACAGUUGCUCAAGGGGUCUUCCAUCAUCAAGUAAGCUUUUCGGAAGACUUCCCUGAGUUUCACUUUGUCACCAUUCCAAAGAGCUUACCGGAGUCUGAUUUCAAGAAUCUCGGACCAGUAGCAGAGAGUGUUAGGUGGCCUUCAAGGAAACCUAAAGGACAAGAAGACGAGCUAGUGCCAGAGUUUCAUCCCCUACGAUACAAAGACUUUCCGGUUUCACGUUGGGCAUCUUUAGAAAGCAUAACGGAGCUGUACCGGAAUAUAGUUGACAAACGGACAGCUUCCUCUGUGAUAAUCAACACGGCAAGCUGUCUAGAGAGCUCAUCUCUUUCUCGGCUACAACAAGAACGACUAGAAAUUCCUGUUUAUCCAGUAGGCCCACUUCACAUGAUGGCCUCAGCUCCUACAAGUCUGCUUAAAGAGGACAACAGCUGUAUAACAUGGUUGAGCAAGCAAAAGGUAAACUCGGUGAUAUACAUAAGCUUGGGAAGCUUAGCUUUGAUGGAAAUUAUAGAGGUGAUUGAAAUAGCUUCAGGACUGGCUGCUUGCGGAUAA